This is a messenger RNA of Alosa sapidissima (American shad), 3782 nucleotides long. RefSeq names its product hepatocyte growth factor (gene hgfb). The record is from RefSeq and is a predicted model, not a curated record. The transcript is spliced from 18 exons. Gene Ontology annotation, biological process: proteolysis. Gene Ontology annotation, molecular function: serine-type endopeptidase activity. NCBI's taxonomy places the organism in Eukaryota, Metazoa, Chordata, Actinopteri, Clupeiformes, Clupeidae. The coding region runs from base 179 to 2305 and encodes 708 amino acids.
GAUGGGUUCCAGUAAAGAAGAAUCUCUACUCGUGCAAGGACCUUCCAGUCGCUAAAUCAGUGACCAGUUAGAUAGCAUCUGCCAUAAUCCAAAAAGACGCUGAAGGAUACUCUGUACAUGCCAGUUUCCGGGAUAUACUCAGAUAAUCAGAUAUACAACAAGAGGUACAAACAGCAUCAUGUGGAUUUAUAAAUUUCUCCUGUGCGUCGCGCUUCUCGUUUACUCAGAGAGCAAGCGGAACCCUCUUCAGGACUAUCAGAAGAGCGAUGGUGUUCGCCUAGUGACCCCAUCCGAGUCCUACCAGACCAAGAUGAAGCGCUUAAGUCUGGUAAAGUGUGCCCGUAGAUGCAGAGGGAACAGGAAGCUUCCAUGCAGGGCCUUCAGUUAUGAUCACAAAAACAGGAAAUGCCACUGGCUCUCGUUUGACGGCCUCACUCCGGGAAUACACACGGAGAAGGACUUCAACUUUGACCUUUACGAGAAGAAAGACUAUGUGAGAGAGUGCAUCGUUGGGACUGGGCAGAACUACAAAGGAAGGAGGUCUUUGACGGAGAGCGGCGUGCGGUGCCAGCACUGGGGCUCAAUCAUCCCACAAGAACACAACUUCCUGCCAAGGAAGAACAGGAAGAAGGACCUCCGGGAGAACUUCUGCCGUAACCCAGACAACGCCACCAGCGGGCCCUGGUGCUUCACCAUGGAUCCUGAGGUCCGUCUGCAGGCCUGUGGUCUUCCGCAGUGCUCCGAGGUGGAGUGUGUGAGCUGCAAUGGUGAGAGCUACAGAGGGCCCAUGGACCACACAGAGAGUGGCCGCGAGUGCCAGCGCUGGGACCUGGACGAGCCCCACAAACACGACUACCACCCGAAGAGCCACCCGUACAAAGGCCUGAAAGACAACUACUGCAGGAACCCCGAUGGACGCCACAGGCCCUGGUGUUUCACCACAGACCCCAAUAAGAUCUGGGAGUACUGCAGCAUCAAAGAAUGUGAGACCAGCGCUCUCAGCGAGAGCGACACGACGACACACUGUUACCGUGGCCGCGGCCAGGGGUAUCGCGGGGACGUGGGAGUGACUCCUGGUGGCCUGAUCUGCCAGCGCUGGGACUCUCAGUUCCCCCACCAGCACCAGUUCAUCCCACAGAACUACCGCUGCAAGGACCUACGGGAGAACUACUGUAGGAAUCCUGAUGGCCGUGACCUUCCCUGGUGCUACACGACGGACCCUAACGUUCCAAUAGCCUACUGUAGCAACAUCCCCCACUGCGAGACCUCCGAAACAAAGAAGUGUUAUGAGGGCAACGGAGGGUCGUACAGAGGAACCCUAUCUGUGACCAGGUCGGGCAUUCCUUGCGCCACCUGGAAAGGCCGCUCUGAGAGUACCAGCAAGAGCACAGAUGCGGCAGUGCUGAGCAUUGACCCGGAGGAGAGCUACUGCCGGAACCCAGAUGGUGAUAAGCACGGGCCCUGGUGCUACACCAACAACUCCUUCAUCCGCUGGGACUACUGCAACAUCAAGCCCUGUGAACCCUCAAUGAACAGCCUCCCACAAAUCGCUGAGGUCCCCAAGAAAUCUUGUGCCAUUCAUAUCUCCGUCCGUAUCGUGGGAGGGGGACCAACCCCACCUGAGGAGGGCAGCUGGAUGGUUAGCAUCCAAAAGGGGAACAGUCACUGGUGUGGAGGGUCUCUGAUCCGUGAACAUUGGGUGCUGACAGAUCGGCAGUGUUUCUCCUCCUGCGUGCCUGACUUGACUGAGUACAAGGUGAUCCUGGGAGCGGCUCACCUCAACGCGUCUGUGCAGACCGAGCAGGAAGUGAGGAUCGCCUACAUCCUGUGCGGCCCAGAAGGUUCCGGCCUGGCCAUGCUGCGGCUCACGGAGCCUGCUCUUGCAGUAUCAAACAUUCGGUUCAUCCAGCUGCCUGUAGCAGGCUGUACUAUCCCUGAGAGCACUAUGUGCACUAUGUAUGGCUGGGGAGAGACCAAAGGCACUGGGUACGAGGACGUGCUGAAGAUGGUGAAACUGCCGAUCGUUAGCAACCAGAAGUGCCGUGAGAACCACCGAGGGAGCUUGCAGAUAGGCGACAACAAAGUGUGUGCGGGCGGACGCAGAGACGAGGGGGUGUGUGAGAAAGACUACGGCGGCUCGCUGGUGUGUGAAGACCGUGGGAGUAAGGUCAUCAUUGGCGUAAGUGUCCACGGCCGAGGUUGCGCCCGCCACAAUCGCCCCGGGAUCUUCGUCAACGUGGCAUACUACGCCAACUGGAUCCAUAAAGUGUACCGACAAUACCCAGAACAGAACUACUUUAAAUAAGUGUCAGCAGCACAUGUCUUCGGGAAAGGUUGGACAUUUACUCAAAAGGCUUCUGAACUUGGUAGUUCCUGAAGGUUAAAACCUUGAAAAUACAAGAGCCUGGUGGGAACAGUGUGAAUUGACUCCCAGUUAUGUAACGCAAACAACAGCAGUGGCCUCAGACACUACAGGGGGUCGCUUUCCAGCAAGAGCAAAGAUGAUCCUGGCAAAACUCUGAACUACUGGACCUGUGAUCGCCAUCAACCAAGAUCAGAAUCUGACUGAGCAAAAUCCUACUUAAUCUGGAACUGUGUAACACAGAAGGUCAUCUAGUAUUCAACUUCUGUCGGUGUAGACAAGUGUGUGUGUGUGUGUGCGUGUGUGUGUGUGUGUGUGUGUGUGUGUCUGUGUGUGUGUCUGUGUGUGUGUUUCUGUGUUUUUUUGUUUGUGUGCGUGGAGAGGAGAGGCUUUGAUAAGAUCAGUAAGCCUGGAUUCCGUUUGCGUCUCUGUGGCCAGGAGAUGGCCUCUAAAGCGAGAUCAGUGGAUUUGAUACGGCUUUUACCAGGCAUGGGCUAGGAUGUGCUUGGGGCAUUCCGCCAACCGUGGCUUCAACAAAAGCUCUAUCCAAUCUACCAUAAUACGUUCUUACGGUGGCAGUGUAGAGUUCUACAAAGGGACUGUAGGCCUCCGGAAUAUUGUCUCCUGAAACUACUUGAAUUGUUUAUGGAACGGUGAGAUGAUUGCUCUGAUUUUUUUUUUCUGAAUAGGCUGGGACAUUUACUUGGCUCACACUGUAGAGCACUUUGCUGCAGAAUCAGUUUUUUUUUCCUUUUGGCUCAGAUAUCGAAUGUUGUAAUGUUCAACAUCCUGUUAUAUGUAAUAUACAACUUGUUAUAAAGCCUGCAUACACCUGUUGUAAUAUCACUAUAGCAGCCCUUUACAACAUCAGGAUAUCUGUAAAAAAAACAAUGUAACAGUAUCUUAAGCAGCUGUUGAUAAUGUAUUAUUUGAAGUGAAGUGUUACUGUGUUGUACAUAAUUGUGUGGGUGUUUCUAUCACUCUGUAUGGUUCUAUGGGUCUUAUAGACCUUUUCUAUGAAAACAUGCUGGCCUCUUCAUUUGAGAGUAUUGUUUUGGUCAGAUUUAAUUAAAUGGGAAAAUGAAACAAUUCAUCCAGUCAGUUUUCUUAGCGAGUAAUUCAUUUGGAUUUCGCUCCCAGUACAUAAAAGUGAUAUUUCUAAAAUAAUCUUGAAAAAGAAAAGGCCAGUACAGAGAUAGUGUGUGUUUAUGUCAUUUGUUUCUAUGUUUAUAACCCUGGGAGGUGUGUCUGUGUAUGAUGUAGCAAACCUCAGAGGAGUACUGCGGUAUUACCGGAGAUGAGUAACACUCUGCAGGGCAGAGUAAGUGUGUGUGUGUGUAUGUGUGUGCGUGUGCGUGUGCCUGUGCGUGUGUGUGUGCGUGUGUGUGUGUGUGUGUGUGUGUGUGUGUGUGUGUGUGUG